Entamoeba invadens IP1 is the source of this 1299-nucleotide messenger RNA. RefSeq lists its product as hypothetical. Bases 1 to 1299 code for a protein of 432 amino acids. Lineage: Eukaryota; Evosea; Mastigamoebida; Endamoebidae. The transcript has a single exon. The record is from RefSeq and is a predicted model, not a curated record.
AUGAGUGAGCCAUCCCCACCUAACCCAUUGUUACUUUCUUACCUCAGUUUUGGAAAAGAAGUUGCGAAAAACGUGAAGACAACUUUUGAUGUGGAAGCUUACUAUAACUUCCUAUUCACGUCGCGGUCGAAACUCCGAUGGGUAGAGUUUGAGUAUUGUUUAAAGUAUCCACUGAGAUUACUCAAAGCAGAUAUGUCGCAAGCGCCUCUUUUUCAGUUUCCUUCGAUAGGAGAAUCGAAGAUAUACACCGACUUUUUGGCGACUCUGCCGGACUCUCAGUCGAUACAAUUUGGAAAGAAAGUGUCGCAACUUCCGUUGAGUAUACACGUUCCUGCUUUGAUAGAUGUUGGGAAUGAAAUAGUUCCCGACUCUGCGAGUUGGAGAAGUGUAUGUGAACAAAUCAGUGUGUAUGAACUCCCAACGAAGAUGUGCGACACUAUUAUCGACCGCUUACAAGAAUUCAGUCAGGAGAAAUUGCCAAAAAUAGAAGAGCCGAUCACUCUGACACAAGAACUGAUUCAAAGAAGAGUCGAGUCGAAGAGCGCCAUCUGGGACUUGUUCAAACAAAACACUCGAAAAACUCAAGGGACUAACGAACGAGACAAUAACCCUAUUUCAAAAUUCCAAAAACAACACAAUAUGUCAGACCAACAAGAACAUAGUGAGACAGUGGAAGGAUCUUCAGACACACCUGUCAAGUUCGACCAACAAAAGGAAUUUAGAGAACGCGAGAAGCCGAUUGAUUAUCAAAGAGACUCGGAGAAGAAGAGAGAUAGCUUUAGAGAUGUUCGAGAGGUGAGGGAGAAUAGAGACAGUCGAAGUGAGAGAGACGUGAGAGAGAAGAGAGAUGGGUAUGACCAAGCGUAUGCCGAUUAUCAAUUUCAAAGGUAUGGAAGAGACACAAUAUCAUAUGCAAAACCACCAGUGAAUGAUGUGGUACCAUUUCCUAAGAGAGACGAAUAUGAUGGGUUCAGACCUAGAGAUUUACCAAUGGACUUACCAAGAGAAGUCCCAAGAGAAUUGCAAAGAGAACUCCCACGCGAUUUGGGAAGGGAAUUGCAGAGAGACUUAACACGUGAAGUACCAAGAGAGAUGAAUAUACCCCGAGAAGCACAACGGGACUUGUCUAUGAGAGAAAUGACACGGGACGGAAGAAAUGACUCACAGAGGGAAUUUGGAAGAGAACCAAAUCAGAUGAGAGAUUCACUGAAAGAUAGUAAAGAUCUGAAAAGAGAGGAGUUUGGAAAUGUCAUCGACACAUUCAACGAACAGCCACAACUGUCCAUUAUAUUCGGGUGA